Messenger RNA from Loxodonta africana (African savanna elephant), 3020 nucleotides. RefSeq names its product fatty acid desaturase 2 (gene FADS2). Gene Ontology annotation, biological process: lipid metabolic process. Gene Ontology annotation, molecular function: oxidoreductase activity, acting on paired donors, with oxidation of a pair of donors resulting in the reduction of molecular oxygen to two molecules of water. Gene Ontology annotation, cellular component: membrane. Bases 165 to 1499 code for a protein of 444 amino acids. The record is from RefSeq and is a predicted model, not a curated record. The transcript is spliced from 12 exons. Lineage: Eukaryota; Metazoa; Chordata; Mammalia; Proboscidea; Elephantidae.
GGUGGGCUGGGGGAGGGGGCGCGGUAGGAGGCGGAGUAGAAGAAGACAAAAGCCGAAAGCGAGCCGGGCCGGGUCCGCACACUCUGGCAGGAGGGGCUGUUUGUGUAGCGAGCAGCUGGCGCCGGGAGGCCGCACCUCACAGAGCAUCCCGCUUGGCAGGCAGCAUGGGGAAGGGGGGGAACCAGGGCGAGGGGGGCCCCGAGCGCGAGGCGCCCAUGCCCACCUUCAGCUGGGAGGAGAUUCAGAAGCACAACCUACGCACGGACAAGUGGCUCGUCAUCGAUCGUAAAGUCUAUAACAUCACCACAUGGUCCAACCGGCACCCAGGGGGCCGCCGGGUCAUCGGGCACUACGCGGGGGAAGAUGCUACGGAUGCCUUUCGCGCCUUCCACCCCAACCUUGACUUCGUGCGCAAGUUCAUGAAGCCCUUGCUGAUUGGGGAGCUGGCCCCGGAGGAGCCCAGCCAGGAUCGUGGCAAGAACUCUCACCUCAUCGAGGACUUCCGGGCCCUGAGGAAGACAGCCGAGGACAUGAAGCUGUUCAAGACCAACCAUCUGUUCUUCCUCUCCCUCUUGGCCCACAUCGUCGCCAUGGAGACCAUCGCAUGGUUCAUCAUCUCUUACUUUGGCAAUGGCUGGAUUCCAACCCUCAUCACAGCCUUUGUCCUUACUACCUCUCAGGCUCAGGCUGGAUGGCUGCAACACGACUACGGCCACCUUUCUGUCUACAAGAAGUCCAGGUGGAACCACAUUGUCCACAAGUUCGUCAUUGGCCACUUGAAGGGCGCCUCAGCCAACUGGUGGAACCAUCGCCAUUUUCAGCAUCACGCCAAGCCCAACAUCUUCCACAAGGACCCAGAUGUGAACAUGCUACACGUGUUUGUCCUGGGCGAGUGGCAGCCCGUCGAGUACGGCAAGAAGAAGCUGAAAUACCUGCCCUACAACCACCAGCACGAGUACUUCUUCCUGAUUGGCCCGCCGCUGCUCAUCCCCAUGUACUUCCAGUAUCAGAUCAUCAUGACCAUGAUUGUUCGCAAAGACUGGGUGGACUUGGCCUGGGCCAUCAGCUACUACACCCGUUUCUUCAUCACCUACAUUCCUUUCUAUGGCAUCCUGGGAGCCUUCCUCUUCCUCAACUUCAUCAGGUUCCUGGAGAGCCACUGGUUUGUGUGGGUCACUCAGAUGAAUCACAUCGUCAUGGAAAUUGACCGCGAACCCUACCGAGACUGGUUCAGCAGCCAGCUGGCAGCCACCUGCAACGUGAAACAGUCCUUCUUCAAUGACUGGUUCAGCGGGCACCUCAACUUCCAGAUCGAGCACCACCUCUUCCCCACCAUGCCCCGGCACAACUUCCACAAGGUCGCCCCUCUGGUGAAGUCCCUGUGCGCCAAGCAUGGCAUCAAGUACCAGGAGAAGCCACUGCUGAGGGCCCUGCUGGACAUCAUUGGCUCUCUGAAGAAGUCUGGGCAGCUGUGGCUGGACGCUUAUCUCCACAAAUGAAGCCGCAGCCCUCGGGCACCCGUGGGGUAGGGGCUAGGCGGGGUGGUAGCCAAAGGGAAGGGUGGGUUUUUGUUCUGAGGGUACCCAGGAGGCUGGGGUACACGCAGCACUCACUGGCCCCAUUUUUGGUUUUCCCUUUUCCUCCUCUCCUCUCUCCCUUCACUUCUGCCUCCACCCUUGCUCAUGGGGCCUGCCCUUGUCAGCCUGGGCCCUCUCCCGGUGCCACCCUGCCUCUGCCCUCAGGCCCUGAAAUUGGCGGGGACCAGAAGUCCACUAAUGCAGCCUAGGCCCCUUCUGGCAGCCUGGGCACUGGCCUUACACUCUCCUUUCUGCCCCUCAGACUCUCCUGGGGUCUGCAGGGUAGGGUGCUAGUCAAGAAGAUGGCUGCCUGCACUCCAGGCCUGAUUCCACAUCUGCCCUGCCCUUCUGCGUGGCUGCUUGCUUUGUGCCCUACUUGGGCCAGCGUCGGGACUGGGGCCUCCCUGCAGGCCCAGUUUCUCUUCAGAUGCCCUGGGCCCUGAUUUCAGACUCCCUCUGCCUGCUGGGCAGCCAGCUCAGACCUGGGUCCCAGGGACUUGCCCUCCUCCAUCCCCACCCACUCUGCCUCUGACCAUGGGCUCUAGCAGGUUCCAUUCCAUCUUGCCAAACUCUAGAGCCCAUGAUUUUGGGACCAAAAGGAGAGUCACUUACAUGGGCUCAGCAGAGGCAGUGGCCAGAUUAGGAGUAGGCAGCCCACCUAUGGGUUCAGGCCACCCCUGAGUGGAUGGGAGGCCUGAGCUCCUGGGGCCAUCAGACCCCACCUUCCCUGAGUGGUCCCAUCCAGGCAUCCCAGCCAGCCCAGGACCUUUGGGCUUGGCGGAGUCGGGCCCUGCAGGCUGCCGGGGGUCACUGGAGCCAAGAAGUGUCCUCUCAGCCUCUCCUCCCAUGGGGCUGCUAUUUCCGAAGUGCUGUGUCUCACUGUCUCUCUCUCUCUCCUGUCUUUACACUUAUUUUAUGUUAUUUUAAUCUUGUGCUAUGGGAUGCCCUCUGAUAGGGACAUGGCAGUGGGGGUGGGCCUUGUGACAAUCUGCCUUUUACCACAGGCCCCGGUGCCUGCUGUUGGGAGGGCAGUGGGCACCAGAGAGAUAAGAGGAAGUCUCUGGACAAGGCAGCCCUAAGGAGCAAGGGGAGUGGGGGGGACCUGUGAGGGUAGAGGGAGCUGAGAGGAGGAGGAAGAGGGGCUAGGAAAGUGAGAAGGGAGGGGGAGGGGAGCCUGCUGCCACUGGAGCUGCUGCUUUUAAAAAUCUAACCCACUAAUCAAUAUUUAGAUUCAGGGAAGGGGGGCAUGUAGAGCUCAGAGUGGAGGCACCGCAUCUAGUGUUGACAGGCCUUUCUGCAGCCUUCCACUGAGGAGACAGGCCCAGCUAGCUGCUCACGCUUCCCCAGAGGUGGAAUAGAUCUGUAGGGACCUGAUCUUACUUUCCACCAUGUUGCUUCCCCACCCUAUGGUUUUUGGCAAUAAAAGAGGUAAUUUUAUUCUCA